Drosophila yakuba is the source of this 9020-nucleotide messenger RNA. RefSeq names its product protein Diedel. The transcript has a single exon. Lineage: Eukaryota; Metazoa; Arthropoda; Insecta; Diptera; Drosophilidae. The record is from RefSeq and is a predicted model, not a curated record. Bases 3984 to 4361 code for a protein of 125 amino acids.
CUUUUAAUUAUACGAUUGCGUUGCCACUCGCUAUUAUGUAUUCAAAAUGUUAUCGUUGUAAAUUAUAAAAUGGAAUCCAUUAAUGCAGCCAGAUGUGCACACAUACAUAGUAUAUACUGUAGUGUGUAGAUGCACCCACACAGCGGAAUGGCGAGCCAUCUAUGCAAAAUUCAUUUGCCCCAAAUAGUAUGCAAUGGGAAAUGUGCGUGAAAUUUAUGCAAACAAGGAGCAUUGGCCAAAAUGGUUGUUGGUUGUCGCUCGGAUGGCUCAUUCCGUGUGUGCAAAUGACUUUUGAAGCUGCUUAUGUAAGUCGCAUCAACUCAUGCAUGUUGCAUCUUCCGAACGAACAUCACGCAACACUCAGAAAUGUUUUCAUUUAAAAGCUUGCUUAAAAAUUCAACAGGUUCACCAUUUAUCAAGAUAUUGCCACUAGGCCAUGCCAACUAACUCAAUUCAUGAAUAUAUUUGCGGAAUCAUUGACGCAAUUUAUUAAAACAGGGCAGCUGCCGUAAUAAAUUUGGGUAAAUUAUUAUGGCUCAAGGAAACGAAGCACUUUUGGCACUCAAAGUGCACAAAUAUGAAUUUAAUUAACAUCAAUUGGCAACAUAUUUUCAAUUUGCACCUGUGCCAGCACAACGAGAGUGAAACAUAACCGAAAGGAAAUGGUCGAGUUAAUUGCAUAUUGCGUAUACGCCACGUUGCCGCCACGAGGGCCACAAGUGGCAAAUGCCAAACGGUUUUGUUAUUCCGUUUGCCAGUUGUUUGGCACGAGUUUGUGAUUUUAUUUUGCGUUUGUUUGUUUGUUCGUUUGUUUAUUUGUUCCUGUGCUUUGUGCAUUUGGUUGGUCGUGUUUCGCCAUCCUUGUGUGUGCUUAUGGGUAAAGUUUUCUGGUUUCUGUUCUGGCAAAGUUCCUUCACUGCCAUGGCAUAUUGGGAUUUUUGUGAGUUCCAGCAGGGCGCUGGAUUCAAUGAAAUCCGUUCGACCGCAAUGACCACAACUUUCGUCCAGCAAUCUCGAUCUGAUGUGACUUCACAUCGCCUCUGCGCUGCAAUGCAGUGCAACUCAAUCAACAUUUAUUACACAUACGCGCCGUGGUACAAAGCCGAGUACGAGGGGCGAAGCCCUAUCACAGGGUUUAAGGAGUUUCUGUAGUUCUGUAGUUCUCGACGAGCUGUUGUUCAUUUUCAAUUCGUUUAAUGGGUCACUUGGGCGUGCGGCCCGAAACUUUUCACGAGCUGGCAAACAAGCCAUAAAAGUAAAUAGCCAGCAACGUGGAAGUGCUGAGCUCAUAUUUUCCACAGCAACUCAAUACGUAUCUUUAAAGUUACAAAAAUAGGUGAAAUCUCACAGUCAAGCUCUCACUACUUACUCUGACAAGCUUAAGGAUUAAAGUAUCUUCAUAUGCAAUAAAGUAUACAUACGCAGUAGUAGCCACAUCUUUUCUCUGCGUGUAAUUGGGCACGAGAGUGGGUGGUGCUCGCUUAGCUCGUUGGUCCUUUGGCAACCACAAAAGCGCACGCAACCGCACACCUGCAACAUUUGUGUGUGGUCUGCAUAAGGGCCACGCCCCCACGCCAACGGGCGAAAUCAGCGCCCACCGUCACAGGGCAUCUUAAAUAUAAUCGCGGCAAAUUUAGACAUUGUUGGCAUUCGUGCAAAAUGAUAUUUGAGGAAGAUAAUCGCCCUAAUGCAAUGAUAUGGCCCACCCACGCAGCCAGCUUCGUGGGCAAAGGGGCUCAAAGGACAUGAGGGGGGAGGGGUGGCGGAGUAAGUCAUUCAACCGCUCGUUCCUUGGGCACAAAGUUCCUCUCACGUCGCCUAUUAAGCUCACUUUCAAGUCAGCCUUUGGCGUUUGUAAAAUAAGCUUAGCUGCCUGACUUUCCUUGCCAUCCUCUGUGCGCUUGUGUGUGUGUGUGAAUGUCCUUUCCCCCGUGUGAUUGUGUGUGUGUGUGUUUGCUUAGCACCCACACGUUUGCCUUUUAUGUAUGCCGAGGCACAUGCAACACCUCGGCACGCAGUUCCUGCCCCAAGCCAUUCAGUUCGUUCACCCAACGUGGCUUGCGUUUGGAUUUUAUUAAGGUUUUUUAUCUGCAAUCAGAGGCCAUUCGAAAAGCUAAUUUUUGGACGGACUUCAAUAUUGUUUUAAUAUGCGGCUAAUCGAAAUGGGAUCUACGGCGCCCUUGUGGCGAUUAAGGUGGGUCGAAUUAUAUUGAUUAAUACUUUUUCAAUAAUGUGCUCAACCAAACAGCCUGUGGCAACGCUUUAUUCGUGAUUAAUUUGAGUAUUUGGAAUUUCGUUGAAAACACAAUCAUAUCGUUGCCACGAUUUUUCCAUUGUUUGGUUUUUAUUCAACUCUUAUAAAUGAUUUUCAUUCGCAUAGCAAUUUAGAUAAAAUCACUUUCAGUUGAAGCACUUUUCCCCGACCAGCAGCCAAAAAUCCAUAUAAAUUCUCGCCCAUUUUUCAGUUGGCAUAUCAGCGCUAGUGGGCGUGGCCGCGCUGAAUGAAAUCGCUCUGUCACGUUUUAAUCGCUCCAGAGAUUAAAAUAAACUCAAAAGUGCAACGAGUGAGUGCGAAGUGCGAAUUGCGAAGUGCUACAGAAAUGGGAAACAUACAUGUUGCAUGGGGAUUACAAAAUUCAGCGAUAAGUAGGCUAUUUCGAGACUCCGUAACUCCCCGUGGGUGGUUUUACCUGCCCGAGUUGGUUUUUCAUUUCAUUUUUAUUUUUGGCGAAUUUAUUGCGUACCAUCAAGCAGGUGCUGGUGGAAAAGGUGGAAAAUUGGCUGGUGGGCGCCACGGGUGUUCGUGUUGGCACGUUAAUUGAAAUUCGUGGAUCCCAGGUGGGGCAUACUCAUCCAUCGACAAGGAAUGGUGGCUCUGCAACAGGGCCACAAUUUAUGCGGGCACUGAUAAAAAUGCGAUUUACGCGUAAUGGUUCCCACUUCCAUAUACAUUUAUUUGUUUUGAUUAUACGGGCAAAGUCUCCAGCGAAGAAUAAUUAAUCUUACCCAAUUACAUAAAGCAAAGCAUAAAUGAAUCGAGAGCAUUAUACCGCGUUGUUUAUAUAUUUCAAUCUUUUAAGUUAAAAUAUUAUACAAAUAUAUCUUAGAUUUCAAACGAAAUUUCCCGCUGUGUAAAUAUUACGUGCCCGUUUGUGUCUGCCGCUUGUUUGUGGCGCGUUGCAUGUUGCAUGUUGCUCCUUGCGCUCCGUUCACCUCCUACUUCAGCACCCUGCAACGUGUUGAAUUACAUAAUUUAAAGUUCGCUGCGGAGCUGCAUAAUCCCGUCGGCCUGGCCGAGCUGCUCCACAAGUGUCAUACAUGUGGCGCCCGGUCGAGGUCCUUUUAUUAGAUCAGUGACUGGCCCACCGGCAGGACGAAGUUUACACGACACGAACUUUUCUCCGGGCACCGCCUGGCCAAAGCCAAAGUUGGAAAUUAAAUUCCUUGCGUAAACACACUUGGCUCCUAUGGCACAGGAGCGGGGAGAGAAAGGGUUAGCGCCUUGCAUCGAUAUCCCGGUCGUAUACGUAAUAUGCAAAUGUAAUCAGUGCCCACAUUUUAUGUUCCUGCGUGUGUGGCCGUGAGUGUGUGCUCCAGUUUUAUACGCGCCUGCCAGCGCAACUUUGUGCUAGUACUAAUCCAAGCCGUGGCCAAGUCAGCUUGAAUUUUUAGCACCUUAGAGUAUUUUUAGUAGCCAAAACAAAGGGUAGCAGACGAUACUAAAUCGGUUAUGGGUGAGGUACACUUUACAAUGUACUCUCUUAAAUGCAUAACCGAAUUCUGUCAACUCCCUUGCAUAUUUAAACCUUCGACAUUGCUAAUCAAGGGGGCAAACAAAGAAGAGUUUUAUUUAUCGACUGACUGAACUGACCUCUUUCGACUGGGAAAAGUACACACUUCCCAGCAAGAAAUCGCGUUCUUAACCUCCCAUAAGUAGCAGUGCAGUAGGAGAAGACGAAUCAGAUGUCUCUGGAUCGCUCGCCAUGAAGCGGCUUACAAUCGCGGUUUUCUGGCUGGCAUGUAUAAACUUGGCUUCCACGACUUGCUGCACUUCUGCGGCGACUCUGCACUUCAAGAUCCGUGGAGGAGUCUGCGGCGUUGUGGGUGCGAAAAGCAAUGGCACUGGCUGCAAGAUUACCAUAUGCGCCAAUGGAGAGGCCCUGGUGGGUAGCUAUUGUGGUAGGGCGGCGUGCGAUGUAUUUGGAUGCCAAUGCAUUAGGGGCUGCCUUCAAGGAUCUUUUGCCAGCGACUUUUUAAAAAAGAAUUACAUACACGGCAUCGAAUUGCUGGGCACCGAAAUGAGCGAACUCUGUUUUCUGUGCCAGUUCAUACCUAGAAAGUUGGAAGUUGCAAUAAAUUAAAGAGCUGAACCCUUUUUCAAUUGAGAACAGACUGUAAAAAUAUUUAUCAAAUGCAAUACUUUGAAUUGGCAGCAGAAAAUCAGUUGGGGUCCGUCGCUUUGUUGGUCCUUUUUUCCAUUUGGCAUGUAAACUGGAUUUUCCGCUGCCGACAGCCAUCCUUAUGGUUAUUUUUUGCCGCUCGCUGUAAAUGAAAAACACAUCCGCAUAUGGAACUAGUUUGGCAUCCGAACAACAAUGGCAUAAAAAAUGCGGCACAUCCCCCAGCUGGAUAUAUUUUUUUUUGUCUAAGCGCGGAUGGCAUUGUUUCCAUGCGAACGCCGUCCUUCAGAUUUAGUUUGAUUCUGCGCUAAACUUGCGGCUGUCAAUUUCAAUCAAUUCAACUCGAUUGUCCAUCAACUCGCAUAGAACUUGGGCCCAAAAAUAUUAAGAAUUACUUGUACUUUAAAUGGGUGGAAUCUCCAUAGCUGAUGCAUAGGAUUUCAGCCCUUGUUUCCUUCGUUAUCCCUGUAAACUUCCGGCCAUUUCCAGAGUUUUGUUCCGCUUUUUGUACAGCCAUGAUGGAAAAACUUUGCUUGAAUGUGGAUUUCCUGCUCUCAUCUCGAACUGCAAAAAAUUCUAUUGGAGGUGUGUGCAUUUGUCGCCUUUUCAGUAAUUGAAUGCUUGGAUUUAAUUGGAACUGCACGCCCUGUUGAUUCCACACACAAACUGAAUGCAUACACAUUAUUGACAGGGCGCCGAGUUGAUUCGAGUUGAGUUCAGCGGCGCUCAGGUGCUUGACACCUACCACUACAGAUGUCCACACACUCGCAUACACUGCGCAAAACAGGGAUGAAUAUCUAAAUCAAGGUUUCUAGAUUUAUUGGGAAUUCCUUGACUUAACACUGCACUUUCCUUUAAACUUUUGCUCAGUGCAGAGAGUCUCCUGGUCCUGCAAAUCGCACACGGUGCACACCGAACGUUGACUUAUUCAUAUUGUGAUGACUUGGCGCAACUUUUUCUGGCAGCUCACAAUUCUUGGCAAUAAAAUAUAAAUGGAAAAAACCAGGAGCUCUCCUGCCGCCGGCGGUACAGACUCCAGCCCUAAUUGCCAUGGCAGCUCGUUAGCUUCAAAGAGCCCGCGGCGUAGCAGGCUAAUGGGCAGGGCUAAUACCAAUACUAUGGCUAAUACUAAUACUAAUACUAAUGCCGAUGUCGAUGCCAUUGGCCGCUGGCCGCCACUCGACCUGGCCCACACAGAAUUGGCCAAGCGGCCAGGUAAACAACACGAAAAAAUAUUAAAUGAACCGCAAAAUUGUGCAGCUGGCCGAGCUGAAGAUGAAAAAACGUGAAAAAAAAAUGUGGAAGGAAUCCAACAUCAUAGUGAAAAAGGACGCUUGUCUACGGGUAAAGGGCCACCGAUGAGAGGCUAAAUAUAAAUUGGCAUACUUGCACCCGGUGACUCGGCCUUGGAGUUGAUCCCAUUCCCCGCCAGAAUCUCGAGUACGCACCCGUCACCCAACGUAAAUUUUUAAAGCCCAGUGCAGCUUUAUUCUGCCACUAAGCAGACCACUUUCAAUUGCCAUUGCUGCUGUUUUCAUUACAAUUUGUUGGUAUACUUGCCCCACGAAGCGCGUCCAGCCGCAAUGUAAUGUCCUUUGUCUGUCCCCCAUCCCCGCCACUCCUCCGUAUCCUCCGCAUCCUUCGUAUCCUGUUCUUCCAAUUCCAAUUCGUGUCCCUUACUGCAGGCAGUUUGCAUAGCAGCGGAUGGAGCGAAGAGCGUUGUCUACUUAGGGGCUGGGCGAUUGCCGAGCAUAAAUUGGCAGGCCAUGGCUGAAAUCUAUAGAAAUUGGCAACAAAAAGCUGGCUAGGACACGCUCUCUCCAAGGAGUUGAGUUUCUUAGAGUGGGCAACUAAUGAAAUACUGACUGAAUAUUAGAUUACAUUUUAAAGGCCAAGGAAUCACAUGACAAAAGCAUUUAAUGAGCCGGCUCAUUAUUGAUUGUUAUAAUAAACCAUGUGAAAUGUCUACUUUAAAAUGUGAUAUUUAGUAAAAUUACUUAUUAGAUACACUUUCCUAAAUCAAUCAACUUACCAUCAAGUUCUCCCGUCGUCGACAGACAUAGUUUCUGCCUUCAUUUUGCAGCGCGACUGUCUCUGAAUUAAAGUGGCAGCAACAUGGCAAUCAGGAGCACCCAGACAAACUUGCCACCACCCACCCAAUCAUCGGGUAUUCCCCGUCGCUCCCCAAUCGACGCAAUUUGUAUUAUGCGCCUCAGCGCCUUUGCACUUAAUGCCUUAUUUGUAUUUAAUCGCGGCUUCCGUUUCAGUGGCACUCCACUCCAUUCCAUUCCACUCCAUCCACUUCCGCCUUCCACUUUCCACUUUUCCUGCUUUUCUCCCACGAUCCCAGCCUCACUCAAUGGCAGUUCGAGCAGAUACAGAUUCGUAUUCACACUCACACUCAUACUCAGACUCGGACUCAGACUCAGACUGAGAUACAGAUACAGAUAGAUGGAGAAUGACACAAUUUGCUGCCUUUUUGCCAGUCUCUGUGCCACUUUGGCCUCCCAAUUACCCACUGCCGAUGGCUGUGCUCGACAUUCGUCAGUGGGACUCGUUUUUGGGUAGGAUAUUCAGCCACUACUGGGAGGAUUCAGGGAUACCUUGUUUGAUUGCCCAAUGGAGUCUGUCAGCCUUUGACCAGUUAUUGGGCAAAAGUACAGCAAGGACAACUUGAGUGGCUUUAACUUAAUUAAGGCACAAUUUAUGCGACACAAAGUAAUUUUAAAUCCCUUUAUUGAAUAUGUGCGUCUUGUUUUUAAGUUAAACUUUAUGCUCUAGCCAAAUUGAAUCAUAGUUUAAGCUUACUUUGCCCAAAUAAACUUUGUUACUUUAAAAAUACUUGAAAAACUUCAUGGCUGAUAAUACCUUUUUGUUCUUGAGCAAACUUUGCCUGUGUUUUCCUUUCCCCGAAAACCGUAAGAUAAACAAGUGCUUCAGUCGCUCUUAAAUCAGUCAAAGGGGCCACUCGAGGCCAUUCGUUAGACGCCACUGGCAAUUAUUAUGUGCUAUAAUGCCCGGCUGACACGGCGAAUUUGGGAAAGUUUUUUUUUUGUGUUCCGGGCCCCGGAAGGUCCUCAUUUGUUUGGGCAGUUUAAAGUUUUCGCAUUAGCCGUAUGACAUUUACAUUUACCGUGCCUCAUGGCACGGAAAUUAAGGCGGCCGCAGGACACAAAAGAGGAGGGGCAGCCGCAGGAGCAGGAGCAGGAGCAGGAGCUGAAACAGGAGGGCUGGCAUCCGCCUUGCGGUAUGCAAUAAAAAGCAAAUGUAACGCAAAAUGUUAUUACGCAUACGCCAUGUGUGCCGCUGUGUCACCGUCGUGCUGCCUUGUUUGUCUUUUAAAGGUUUGUCGUCCGCGCAUUACGCCGUAUCUACACUGGGAGAAUAAAUGUGUCACAUAGAUUGUGUUAAAUAAAAAUGUAUACAUUCCAUUUUAUUUGUUACAAUACUCUAUUAACAUACAACUUUAUGGCAGAGGGCUCUUGAAGAAUUCAAAAACUAGAUCAAAGAGUAUGAAUAUUUUCUCUCUGUGCGUGCGAUCCCCUCAGCAUUUUUCUCACCCCCCCGCCUUUGUGUCUGUCUGUGGCUUUGAGGUCGGGCCAAGAGCCGGAGCUCGUCCUGCCCUGAGCUUUUAAAAUGCCAUUGUUUGCAGCUGCGCUUGGCUUCACCCGACCCCCAAUGACCUCCUCCACCUCGACCGCUCCAGGCGUUUAACUUUAAGGGCAGAUUUCUCUCUAUUUGUAUUCCUCCUAGCAUUUUGCAGCACUUUUUACUGUUUCACUGCAGUUCGCCCCGCCUGCCAGUUUCAUUAGGGCCUUCUAAUUUAUGCGGCUCAAAGUCAAUUCUCCAUUUGGGCCGCCUUGUGUGAGCUCUGAUUGUGGCUCUGCCUUUGGCGCAGUGGGCGUGGCACUUAACCAAUCUGCCGACAUAUGUUACUGGGCCCUGAUUGAUGCGCUCCCGAUGAGGCGGAUGUGGCUGGGAUUUCAAUAAAGUUUUAUGCCAUUUCAACGGCCGAGCGAUGAAGGGAAAAACUUUCGAAACAAUAAAUCACCGAUGACUGCGACGACAACCACGUAUCCUUCUGUCUGCUGAACCUGAACUACUGUGUCCCAGCCUCCUAAAGCUGGAAAGAGCAGGAAAAACCAGUGGGAAAAAGUGGGGAAAAAUGAAAAGGAAAUGAGAAAGUAUAAAUAGAGUCGACUACGCAGACGAAUACUCUUGGGGACGAGACUCUGAUUCACUUUGGUGUUGGCCAGUCGAGAUGGACUGACUCAAGGUCGGCUUUGAUGAUGGAUUAGCUGGUGUCAUCACUUCUUCGCCUUGCAAGUCUCUAAUAUUUUUGUGUUCAUUAUGCGAAUUAUACCCAUCUAUUAUGCUCUUUAAAAGUUUCGCUUCCCACGUCAUCAUUCAAUCAAUUUGAGGGCCUUCAAGUUUGAGUAAAAGUGAAUGUGUCACCUAGUCGAAACUAGUUGUAAAAUUCUCAAGCUUAUCAAUCUUAAUGCCUAAUUUUCUUAAUUCUCUUCCACUUUAAUUUUAUAUACUUUGUCUUAUAUCAAAGGGCAUUUCAUAUUUUCCUGGCCAAGUUUUCCUUGCUGUUUUCACUGCCAUGUGAGAAGACAU